UGAACGUCUAAUUCUGAUGUAAAACUGUGAGCGCUUGUAGCAGCCGGACGAACAGUGCACGUCUUGGUGGAUGUCAGCCCCAAAGCCCGCCAGAGUGCGCUAUUAUUCCUGACGUCGUUAUAUUGGGGCUGUGUGGAUGCGAGCGCCCUCGCCGUGUAGCGAGACGAAGCGGUUUUCUCGUUAUAAACUUCUUCCUCGUCAAGGUCUUCGAAAAAAGAGCUGAUUUCAAGAGCCAAACUAGAACUGCUACAGGAGUCGUCCACAGUAGGCGAUUGCACUUUUGCACACAGUGGAUAGACUUGGCCACCAAGGGUGCGUGGAGAAUUCCGCUCGAACAGAAGUUCUCUUGUCUAAACGCACAAAUUUCAGUUUUAUGGGAAGGACGUGCUGAUUACAACAAUAACAUAGGAAAAUGGUUCUACAAAGGAUAUUCCGGACGGUUAUCAUGGGACCGCCAGGUUCAGGGAAGGGCACAGUGUCUGGGCGCAUAGUAAAACGUUUCGGAUUAACGCAUCUUUCAAGUGGAGACCUUUUGAGAGCCAACAUUAAAGCCCAAACAGAGCUGGGUCUUCUGAUGAAGUCAUGCAUCGAUCAGGGUCAGCUGGUACCUGAUGACGUCAUCUCCCGUCUCAUCCUGACAGAGAUGAGGAGCAUAGAGCAGAGCAGCUGGCUGCUGGACGGGUUCCCCCGCACCGUGGCUCAGGCGGAGACUCUAGACAGCGUGUGCAGUGUGGACACAGUCAUCAACAUUGACGUUCCUUUCCAGACCAUCAAACAGAGACUGACCUCUCGCUGGCUCCACCUGCCCAGCGGACGCGUCUACAACAUCGACUUCAACCCACCGAAGAUCUCUGGCCUGGAUGACGUCACUGGAGAGCCUCUGAUUCAGAGAGACGAUGACACACCAGAGACCAUCACCAGGAGGCUGAAGUCCUACGAGAUCCAGACACAACCCGUGUUGGAGUACUACAGGAGCAAAGGGAUGUUGGAGACAUUCUCAGGAACGGAAACCAACAAGAUCUGGCCUCACAUUCAGGCAUUUCUGUCCAAAAAACUCUUCCCCCAAAAUGAAACGGUUGUUGGGAAAGCCUAGAAUCCACUCUGGGAACAGAUGGAUUAGUUUACCACAAUUUAAAUGGAACUCAACUCUUUGGUCCAAACCAUAGCAGUAUCUCUGUGCCUAUAUAAGACCAUGCCACUUAGUACAACAUAUUGUAGUUGGAUGAGGAUCACUUGUUCAACCAAUGUCACAUUCUAUCUCUGUUCAUUCCAUAUGUAGCCUGAUCCCAGAUCUGUUUAUGCUGUCUUGCCAACUCCUAUGGUCACUGUCAAGCUAAACAUCGAUCGUAGGAGUUGGCAAGACCGCACAAACAGAUCUGGGACCAGGGUACACCAUAUGUAACUUGUUUCCAGGUGAUGUGUGUGUGUGUGUGUGUGUGUGUGGACAGGACAUGGCUUGAGGGUAAAGUGCCAUUAUGUGAAGUGGUCUUGAAUUAAUCAAUGUUUGUAGGGCCAAGUGCCUGUUGUUGACUGUACUUUAUCAUGUAGUAGUUUUUAAAUGAUCGAAAAUGUGAAUCACCAUGCAAUUAAUACAUAAAAAAAAUGCUGAUUUUAUGCCUAACGACA
Messenger RNA from Salmo salar (Atlantic salmon), 1626 nucleotides. The record is from RefSeq and is a predicted model, not a curated record. Lineage: Eukaryota; Metazoa; Chordata; Actinopteri; Salmoniformes; Salmonidae.